AUGAACCCAAUGAACGCUUCAUCGGGUACCUCAGCCUUAUGGCAGGAGGCACGUAAUUCCGAUGGCAGGGUCUAUUACUACAACGUGCAGACCAAGGCGACCCAGUGGACGAAACCUGUGGAGUUGAUGACACCCGUUGAGCGUGCUCUGGCAGACCAACCAUGGAAGGAAUACACCGCAGAUGGAGGGCGCAAGUACUGGUACAACACGGAGAGCAAGCAAAGCACAUGGGAGAUGCCCGAGGUUUACAAGAAUGCGCUGGCACAGGCUCCCCCCGCUCCGGCUCCCCCAGCUGCUGCCCCCGCUUUCGUGGCAGGCGGCGGCAGCUCCUACUCCUCGCAACCUCCGCAGCGCGAACGCGAACGUGAACGCGAUGAAUAUGAUCGAGGAUACGGCGAACGUGAACGGCGUGGGUAUGGAUCCUUUGACACAAACGGCAUGGUGGCUGCGCCAGCUGUGGACACCGGUCCCGAUCCCGCCUACGGCUCGAUCGAAGAGGCCGAGAAUGCUUUCAUGAAGAUGCUGAAGCGACACAAUGUUCAGCCCGAUUGGACUUGGGAACAGACCAUGCGAGCUACUAUCAAGGACUCGCAGUACCGCUCCCUCAAAGACCCGCGAGACCGCAAGUCUGCCUUUGAGAAAUAUGCGGUCGAGGUUCGCAUGCAGGAAAAGGAUCGGGCGAAAGAAAGAUUCGCUAAGCUCCGUGCAGAUUUCAAUACCAUGCUGAAACGGCAUCCUGAAAUCAAGCACUACAGUCGCUGGAAGACAAUCCGUCCCAUCAUCGAGGGAGAGACUACCUUCCGGGCCACCGACGAUGAGAACGAGAGGCGCCAGCUUUUCGAAGAGUAUGUCACCGGGCUCAAAAAGGCUCACGUGGAGCAGGAAUCUGCAACACGUAAGGCUGCUAUGGACGAGCUGGUCGGAAUUCUUAACUCGUUGGAUCUGGAGCCGUACACGCGCUGGUCGGAGGCUCAAGCGACUAUUGAGUCGAGUGACAAGUUUCAGGGCGACGAUAAGUUCAAGACCCUGAGCAAGUCCGAUGUUUUGACCGCAUUUGAAAAUCACAUUAAGAAUUUGGAGCGCACGUUCAACGAUGCCCGCCAGCAGCAGAAGGCCGCUCUGGCCAGGAAGGAACGCCGCCAUCGGGAGGCGUAUCUGGAGCUCCUGAAGGAGCUGAAGUCCCAAGGAAAAAUCAAAGCUGGCAGUAAGUGGAUGAACAUCCGCCCGGUAAUUCAAGACGAUCCCAGGUACCAUGCAAUGCUGGGUCAAUCUGGAUCGACUCCCUUGGACCUGUUCUGGGAUAUGGUGGAGGAAGAGGAGCGCGCACUCCGUGGUCCUCGCAAUGAUGUGCUGGACGUUCUUGAUGACAAACGCUUUGAGGUUACCUCCAAGACUACCUAUGAAGAGUUCAACUCUAUCAUGGUUGCUGACCGACGCACCUCGAAGAUUGAUCCGGAUAUUCUUGAGCUCAUAUUCCAGCGCAUUCAAGACAAAGCACUUCGCAGAGAUGAAGAAGAGAAGCAUGCUGCUGAUCGCCACCAGCGCCGCGCAGUUGACGCUCUGCGCUCUCGGAUCAAGCGCCUGGAACCUCCCGUGCGCAUUACAGAUACAUGGGAGCAGGUGCAACCUCGAGUUGAAAAGUACGAAGAAUAUAAGGUCCUCGAAUCGGACGAGCUUCGCGAAUCGGCGUUUGACAAGGUCAUCCGCCGUCUGAAGGAGAAAGAAGAAGACGCCGACAAGGAUCGCGAGCUACGUGACCGAGACCGAAGCCGCCGUGACUACGACCGUGGCGACCGCGACUACCGCAGCAGCCGGGGUGAACGACGAGGUGGCAGCCGCGUCAGUCGCUCCCCAGAACCCGACGCCUACGAGGCAGACCGGCGCAAAGCAAUGGCAGAUCGUGAGCGAUCUUACCGCAAGACCAGCGGUUUCUCACCAACGCGCGAUCGUCGCGAUGACCGCGACAGAGAUCGUGAUCGCUACCGUGAGCGUGACAGCCGCGACCAUGAACGGCGUCCUCGAGACGGCGACCGGCGCGAGGAUGAGCGCGAGCGCCUGUAUCGUGCUCGUGGAGAUCCGCGCGGUAGUCGCGAUGAGCUUGACUACGGUGGUGAUGCUCGUAGCACGGGCAGUGAUCGCAGGCGCAGACGUGAAAGCGAUUCAGAGAGCGUGGCUAGUCGGUCAGUGAAGCGGUACCGAAGGGAUAGUCGGGAAAGAGAGCGGAGCAAGGGCCCGCGCAAAGAUCGUGUCAAGGAGCCCUCUGCGGUUCCUGAGGAGGGUGCUGAGAAGGAGAAGGAUGAGAAAGCCAUCCACUCUGGCAGUGAGGAGGGGGAGAUCGAGGAGGAUUAG
Messenger RNA from Penicillium cinerascens, 2349 nucleotides. RefSeq names its product snoRNA-splicing protein PRP40. The coding region runs from base 1 to 2349 and encodes 782 amino acids. NCBI's taxonomy places the organism in Eukaryota, Fungi, Ascomycota, Eurotiomycetes, Eurotiales, Aspergillaceae. Gene Ontology annotation, molecular function: protein binding; RNA binding. The transcript is spliced from 4 exons. Gene Ontology annotation, cellular component: U1 snRNP; U2-type prespliceosome. Gene Ontology annotation, biological process: mRNA cis splicing, via spliceosome. The record is from RefSeq and is a predicted model, not a curated record.